CCUACCCCCCUCUAAAUGAUACGCUCAGCUGUUUUAGACUUUUCUAGGUGGGAGUGUAGUGUGGUAGGCCUAUUUAAGUCCAUCCGGGUGUUCUAUUUAGAGAGUUCCACACGCUUUAAUAAGCAAGGAAGGAAAAUCGGGGUUGGAGGUCAGGUUGUGAUAUUUUGGUCACCAAGCAAUGAAGACAAGUUGAAAGCUUUAGACAACAUCCCGUUGCUCUUCUACAUCCUAGCUGCCAAGACAAUCCUGCUGUGUCUGGGGUUCGCGGCUGUGAAGAUCUACCAGACCAACAAGCUAGAAGCAGCCAAUAAGCGCGAGUUGGAGGAGAAAAAACGGCUUGCCCAGCAGACACAGGAGCUCUUAGAUAACAAGAAGGAUGACUGACAAAACAGGUGUACAGGGAGAAGAGCAACCACCCUGGGUGGCAUGGAGAAGGACGCACACACCAAGACUAAAGCAGAACUCCAAUUGUCUGUUCCUGGAAGAAGGUCUGAUCACUUCCUGUUGGACAAUACCUGUGAUGACAACACAUCAGACUUUUAGCUGUUACUUUUUUAGACAAAUGUGGGCUUCAACACCUUUCUGUUUGUAAAUAAAGACUCAUUUUUGUACCCUG
This is a messenger RNA of Osmerus eperlanus (European smelt), 616 nucleotides long. RefSeq names its product small integral membrane protein 11-like. The record is from RefSeq and is a predicted model, not a curated record. The coding region runs from base 16 to 384 and encodes 122 amino acids. NCBI's taxonomy places the organism in Eukaryota, Metazoa, Chordata, Actinopteri, Osmeriformes, Osmeridae. The transcript is spliced from 3 exons.